GGACAACUGCAGAACUGUACCUCGUUGAGCUCUGUUGACCUAUUCAGAGAAGACUGUUUGAUACUUUCCACAGAAUUACCUAUCCCGCUUCUUCCCCGCUUCACUGAAAUUAUUCUCCUCCAGCAUUCAUGGCACACUCCUCAGCCAAUGGCUUUGCUAUCGUCGCUGGCGCUGCCGGUGGCAUUGGGAAAGAGACUGCGUUCGCGUUCGCCGAGGCAGGAGCCAGAGGCGUUUUAUGUGCAGACAUCAAAGGCGAUGAAUCCACAAAAGUUGCUGAAGAGUGCAAAGGCCUUGCCGCUUCCUCUGAAUUCAAAGCCGUAAGAUUUGCGGUAGACAUUACCGACGCUCAGUCCGUACAAUCCUUAGUCGAGUUCGUCGUGAAGGAAUUCGGACGGAUUGACUAUCUUGUCAAUGCUGCUGGCAUUGACGUGGAUGCCGUUGUACCCUUCCACAUGACUUCCGACGAGGACUUCAGCCGCGUCUUCAACGUCAACGCUCGAGCAGCUUUUCUCCUCUCUAAAGCGGUCGCGCCGUUGAUGGCCGCACAAGAGCCUCACACCGUGACCACGAAGCGCUUCGGCACUCGAACGCUUAGCCGCGGCUCCAUUGUCCACGUCGCAUCUGCCAUGGCAUAUGGCGCCGUGCCUUGCAAGACACCGUACACCACUGCAAAGCAUGCCUUGCUCGGCAUCACAAGGGCUUCAGCCAUGGAUCUGAGCCAAGCGGGAGUUCGAGUCAAUAUGGUUAGUCCAACUUGGGUUGAAACGUCAAUGCUGGAGGGAGAUCGCAAACAUAUCCCGGGUUUGGACGAUCUUAUCAAGAAGGCGGUUCCAAAUGGGAGGCCGCUUGGUCCGGAUGAAGUGGCUGCGGCUGUUCUGUAUCUUUGUGCGAAUGAGGCGACGUACAUUAUGGGCUCUAAUAUCAUGAUUGAUGGAGGUCUGAGCAUUGGGCCGACUUUUGGAUAGGGUGACGAAUGGGCAGAUAAGGUAUGGGUGCGAUAUAGGGGUACCUGUGUAGCUAGUCUAGGCUCGCGAGAGCUUCCCUUGAUCAAAUAACUACUUUCAGGGUAGGUGGCAAGUAUUGAGAACCGAGUUGAUUGAUUGAGAAUACGAGAAAUAUGG
This is a messenger RNA of Trematosphaeria pertusa, 1121 nucleotides long. Its product is annotated as NAD(P)-binding protein. The transcript is spliced from 4 exons. The coding region runs from base 129 to 965 and encodes 278 amino acids. NCBI's taxonomy places the organism in Eukaryota, Fungi, Ascomycota, Dothideomycetes, Pleosporales, Trematosphaeriaceae. The record is from RefSeq and is a predicted model, not a curated record.